AUGUCGAACGACGAGUGGGCGAGGCAGCGCAAAGAUAACCACAAAGAGGUCGAGCGCCGACGCAGGGGCAAUAUCAACGACGGCAUCAACGAGCUUGGCCGGAUCGUGCCGAAUGGGACGGGCGAGAAGGCGAAGGGCGCGAUCCUAUCGCGCGCGGUGCAGUACAUUCACCAUCUGAAGGAGAACGAGGCGCGGAACAUCGAGAAGUGGACGCUCGAGAAGCUGCUCAUGGACCAGGCGAUGGGCGACCUUCAGGCGCAGCUGGAGGAAGUGAGGAGAGCGUGGGAGGAGGAGCGG
Molecule: messenger RNA, 297 nt
Organism: Punctularia strigosozonata HHB-11173 SS5
Lineage: Eukaryota; Fungi; Basidiomycota; Agaricomycetes; Corticiales; Punctulariaceae
Exons: 2
Cellular component (GO): nucleus
Molecular function (GO): protein dimerization activity; DNA-binding transcription factor activity
Source: RefSeq, a predicted model, not a curated record